Molecule: messenger RNA, 3956 nt
Organism: Hippocampus comes (tiger tail seahorse)
Lineage: Eukaryota; Metazoa; Chordata; Actinopteri; Syngnathiformes; Syngnathidae
Gene: mideasa
Product: mitotic deacetylase associated SANT domain protein a
Exons: 13
Coding region: 723-3827 (1034 amino acids)
Biological process (GO): negative regulation of DNA-templated transcription; regulation of transcription by RNA polymerase II
Cellular component (GO): histone deacetylase complex; transcription regulator complex
Molecular function (GO): transcription corepressor activity
Source: RefSeq, a predicted model, not a curated record
GCAAUGGGCGGGGCUAAGGCUGCAGGUUGGAAAACAGGAUAAGCUCUGAUCUGUUUGUGGGUGAGGCGCUGUGUGGCGUUCUUCGCUACUUUUUUUGCACCAAUUUCUGUCCAUUUACACACCUUUUUUUUAAACCGUAGCAUUCCGUGCGUUAUGUUGCGCGACUUUCGAUCAACGGCGCACUCUAACCGCGCCACGUUCCAACGUGCGGAAAUCGCAGCGUUUCCACACGCUGUGGCUGCGCGAGACUGAAAAGUCGGCCGAGCGGGGGAGAGAAAAGUUGCGGACUUCCAGGAAAAGCACGAUUUCGCGGAUACAAUGUGGAACAUUGUGACUACGACGUGAACGAGCGGUUGCAGCAAAUCGGUUUCGAGGAUUUCACCCGUGUGGACUCGCCCGUUCGCCAUAUUUCCGCGCCUGGAAACUCCGGGUGAAAGUUACGAGACAGCGAGAGUUAUGACAUUUGUGGCGCACAAUCCCUUCAUGGAACUGCAUGACUUUGAUCGCCACCAAAUGGACUCUUCGGGGCCGGGCAUGGAAAACCAACGGUGUCAUUCAUAAGGUGCGGCACCCUAAAGAGGAUGUGAAGAAAAGGCUUCAAACUUGAGUUGAGAUUCUACACUUCCUUUCGGAUUGAUCCUUCCACAUGCCAUCUGAGUACAAAAGGCAAGCGCAGGAAGUAAAAGCCCACUACGAGACGCGGACGUCAAGAUCUUCUCGCCAUGAGUCUUCCUCCUCAAAUGAGUACUGACAAGAGCAGCAAGCAUCGGGCAGUGGCGGCAAUGAAAGAGCCCUUGCAGCAUUCAGGGGAGGUUUAUUACGGACUAGGUCCUCCGUCUUUGGAGUCAAUCCAGAGUGACUCAGCUGGCAGCUCUGGUGUAUACAACCCAGAGAAAGGGCCUCAGGUUCUCCCUCCUUAUCAGCAGGUGGCCCCGGUAAAGUGGGUGCACCAGGACUCCUUACAAGCUCCCAGCUGGCCUCAGGAAGCUCCUGUGCCAGGUUGGAGCCAGAACUUUGGGGCGUAUAUGGGUGGCGUGAACGCCCGAGGGCAAAUGGCAUUCCAUAAGGUAGUCCACGACCCUCUUCAGAUGGGCAGCGAAAAUCAGCAGGUUUACAGAGAUUCACCCCGGGCUCCAGCUCAGGCCAGGGGGCUGGAAUGGGAGCAGCAUGCCAUGCAGCAGGCCCAGCUGCAGGCCUAUCAGCACAAAAGCGUGGAGCUGCAGGGUGCGGCCCACGUGCCUGCUCACAACAUGCAGGGCUCCAUCCUGCAGCCCUUCCAGACAACGUUCAACAAGCAGCAGUUCUCGCAGGGAUACUACUCGGUUUACCCGGGCAACAAGGGAAUGCAGGGCUUGCCUUACGGCGAGCAGCCCAAAACGCAACAGCAACAACAACAGCUGCUUCACCACAUGCAGCAGCAGCAGUUGCAACAGCAGCAGCAGUUGCAGAAACAGCACCAACUACAGCUGCAGCAGCAACUUCAACAACAGCAGCAGCAGCAACAGCAACAGCAGCAAAUGCAACAGCAACAAAUGCAGCAUAUGCAACAACAGUAUCAUCAACAACAGCAGCAGCAGCAGCAGCAGCUACAUGAGCGACAGCAACAAAUGCACAAAAUGCAUCAGCAGCAGCAAGGACAAAACAUCCCCCAGCAGCAGGACACGCAACCUCCUAAUUUCGUCACCUAUCAGCCUUCGGAACCCUGUCCGCCUGAUGUCGUGUCCAAAAAGGAAGCAGCGCCGAUAGCAGAGCCGCCAAACGAAGUCCAACCUGAGCCAUACCCCUUGGAACCUUCGGACGCAACGCCGGCCAUCCCGAGACGCUCGCGCCGCAUUUCCAGAGACGGCGAGUCCCCGUUGGCCCCGCCUUCGACCAACAUGUGGCCUCAAGCACCCAAAGAAAGCUCCCAGAAUGGAGUAUCUGUGCAGCAGGUUGCACCGCCAGGGGACGCCGCAGCCGCGACGGGGGGUGUCAUCCAGAGCACCCGGAGGAAACGGAGGGCGUCCAAGGAGAUCAACCUGGAGACUCUUGCCCAGAAGGCGUCCGAGAUGCCCUCCAUGCCUGAAUCGCUGUCGGCUUGCAAAACUGAGGGAGACGUUCCUCGAGGCAAACACGCCACCAUGGUCCCUUUAAUCAUGCCUGUGUCAGUGCCAGUUCACAGGCUUCCACUACCCGGUCACAGCGCGCCGGCACACGGACGAGCGGGCCAGGCCGAGCGGCCCUCGGUGACGUCUGACUGCAAACCGUCCGUCAUCGUGGCUCGCCGCAGAUCUCUCAGAAACUCGGUGACAGACAACUUUGAGCAGGACGGAGAGAAUGAUCCCGGACUGGACGACGAAGGAAAAACCAAACAAAAGCGCAGACCCCGGCCCGAGCCUCUCAUCAUCCCUCCGCCCAGACCUUCCACGCUGAUCCCGGCGUCCGUUUACUCCAGCAUCACCGCCUACCAAAGCAACCUGCGCUCCCCCGUGCGCUUGCCAGACAACCCGCUCGCCUUGCCCCCCUAUACGCCCCCGCCCAUCCUAUCCCCCGUACGAGAAGGCUCGGGACUCUACUUCUCCACUUUCCUCACCAACUUUGCCGUGAGCAACCAGAUCCUCCCGCCGCUUGCGACGCCCAAGACGGCCACCAGAAGCCUCCUGCGCUCCACAAGUUCAGACAUCACACCGCCGGUUCUGCCCUUGAUCACUGACGCCACGCCUGUCAGCCUCGAGCCGCGCAUCAACAUCGGGCAGCCGUACCAAGCGGAAAUUCCCGAGUUGCGACACCAGCCUUUGGCUCAGUUUGACCCGCACAAGGCCGACUUGGUUUGGCUUCCUUUGCAUGAUGGCCAGCUUGAACAGAGAGACGCGGAGAGUGUGGAGAACCUGAUGAACAUGGCUUGUUCCAGUGUGCUCAGCGGAGGAGGAACCAACCAGGAGCUGGCUCUGCAUUGUUUACAUGAAAGUGGAGGCGAUUUCAUUGAGACCCUCCGACGUUUACUGCAUCAGGGUCCAAUCUUCCCGAAAGGCCAUCAACUGGCAGAUUAUCACUACUCAGGCGCCGAUCGGUGGAGUGCUGAGGAAAAGCAUUACUUCAACAAAGGGAUGUCUGCCUAUUGCAAGGAUUUCAUCUUGGUGCAGAAGCUGGUGCAGACCAAAACAGUGGCCCAGUGUGUUGAGUUCUACUACACGUACAAAAAGCAAGUCAAGAUCGCCCGCAAUGGGAUUUUGACCUACGGCCCUUCAAACUCGCCUGUGGAUAAAUACACAGAGGCUGUGGUGGACAUUAAGAGCUCUCAGCAAUCUAAACCCACGCACCUGCACACGGACGACAAGAAGGAGCUUUCGUCUGAGCAGCAGAACAACCAGCAAGCAAUGGUAGCGCAGUUACUUCAGGCUCAUGACUAUGCGGGUACUAUGCUGGUGGUCAAAGAGCCAGAGAACGUUGUCAAGGAUGCUGCCUACACAUCAGGUCCGCACAGGCCUCGCAACGACACUGCAGCAAAGAAGACAAAAGCGCCAGUCAAGCCCACUCCAGAUCCUGACGCAGUAUUUCCAUGCAAGAAGUGCGGCAGGGUGUUCAACAAAGUGAAGAGUCGCAGCGCCCACAUGAAGAGCCACGCCGAGCAAGAGAAGAAAGCCGCGGCUCUGCGCCAACGGGCGGCGGAGGAGCAGGCGGCGGCGGCGGCAGCGGCGGCUGCCCAAGCCCGCAAGGAAGCCUUGUUAGCGGUAGCGGCGGCGGCAUCCCACCAAGGCGGGAACGGAGCCGAGACCCAGGGGGAGCCCAGCAGCCAGGAGGACUCGUCAGAGGCGGAGGAGGACGACAACGACGAGGACUGGCGCUGAGACCAAACUGGAAUUUGCGGCUCAAUGGAUUUGAAGGGAUGGACGAAAAUGAUCAACGAGAGCAGAAAAAGCACAAAAGAAAUCUUUUAAGUCUUCCUGUGUAACUCUUGCACUCCUCUCCUGGCUGAU